Platichthys flesus (European flounder) is the source of this 1725-nucleotide messenger RNA. RefSeq names its product potassium voltage-gated channel subfamily A member 4-like. Lineage: Eukaryota; Metazoa; Chordata; Actinopteri; Pleuronectiformes; Pleuronectidae. The record is from RefSeq and is a predicted model, not a curated record. The coding region runs from base 174 to 668 and encodes 164 amino acids. The transcript is spliced from 2 exons.
GAAGAGAGAGAGAGAGAGCUGAGGGAGGGAGGAAAGAAGAGAAAGAGAGAGUGAGUUCCUCAUAAGUCGUCAGAGGUGCAAGAGAUCUCACAACAGACGAGGCUGUACGUGCAUCUACAGCUGAGAAGACGCUCCACGGCAGAGGGUCUGAAUAUAGUGAAAACUAGCCUAACAUGAUGGAAGUGGUUCUGACCAGACUGAGGGACUUCUCCUGCAAGACCUCCACCUUCAACGGCGGCGAGGGAGCCGGACAGAGUGCAUGCAGGGAAACACGGACCAGGACGGAGCACCUCAGAGACACAGCUGGAGGAGAAGGCAGCAAAAUGGACAUCGAGAGCGCACUGGCCUGGCUGAGGAGAGAACUGAUGGAAAUGCGUUCCCAGGACCAAGCUCUGAUCCGGCAGCUGAUGGAGCUUCACUCCGGUAUCCAGGAGCUCAAGCAGGAGCUGUCUGAGGAGGAGGAGGAGGAGGAGGAGACAGACGAAGACGAAGAGGAGGGCAGCUACUGGGGUUCUGAGAGUGAACAAGGAAGUGGCAGUAGCUCCGGCAGCGUCUACUCCAGCUCAGGGGAGGUGGGCUCUUCCACCUCCUUCCUGAAGAUACCACCACCCCUUUACAACAGGAAACUAUCAAAGAGAGCGUUCAGCAGGAGAAGCUCCAUGCCCUGAGAAUUCAAACAAAUAGAACAAGAUAAACAAAUUUUCAGAGUUUCUUCUCAACUUCUUUACAUCCGCUGAGACGAGGUGGAGCCAGAUUAACUAAUCUGCUAUUUCCCACCGUAAUUUCACUGCCCUUUACUUUUAUGUUAUUUUGUCAAAGAAGAACCAAACCAGCGGAUGAGUGGCGUUAAGGACAGAAUGAGUCUUGUCUCUGUUCAAAAACAGACUUUCCCCGACUUUUAGUCUUCAUGCUAAGUUAAGCUAACCAAUGUCUGCAGCUUCCUAAUUAAACAGACAGACAGUGAGAGUCUUCUCAUCUAUAAAGAAAGCAAACAAACUGUUUCCCAAAAUGUUGUAUUCAUCGAAUGCAGCCACAGUUCUGAAGUCCCACUCCAAAAUAAUGACGAGUCCGUCUCAGCUGUCAAUCACGACUUUAAAGCAUUUCUUACAAGGAGGAAGAGGGGUUUAGGAAUAUACUGAAGUCAGCCACCAGAGGGCAAGCGAGGGGCUUUGGCUUCACUUUUGGGGAGCUGCCAUAUCAUCCAUCUUUGUUAGUCCUGUUCCUUUAAGUCGGUAUAUUAAGCUGUGUGACAGAGAAGAAAAAGUUCAGAGUUAAACACUGACAUGAAGGCGGCCAUUGCUUCCUUUGCAUAGUAUUGUUUGUCUGAGAAAGUUGGAAUUCUGAAAAACUCAUUAAUGUUCAACUGAGAUCCCUGUGUUACCACCGCAGAGUGUGUGUCUGUGUGUGUGUGUGUGCGUGUGACCUUUCGUGACUAUAACGAUGUGCAGAAUGAGUUCAGUGCCGCAGCAGGACAGUAUGAGUUCAUUGCAUCUUUAUUAUGCACAAGCAGUGAUGAAACCUUCCGGGGACAGUGAGACAUUGUUAUUGAGACCCUGCAGUGUAAAUAUGUCUCUGAGAAAGGAUUAUUAGAGUUGAGUUUGUACAGUGCAGCUGGAAAUCAUUUCAAAAUGUUAACUGUGGUUAUAUUGAUGCUGAUGUACAGAAAGAACCUUAGAAGUGUAGACGCUAGAAUUGUAUGGAAAUGAGAUGUUGAUGUGUUUAUUA